CCUAUGGCUGAAAAUGACCCACUGGCUCUUCUGUUAUGAUGGUACACAUUUGUCACAGUGUGAGGCCAGGACAUGUUCCUGCCAUGAUCUCAAUGGAAGGAUAUGGCUUAUAAAAAUAGAACUAAAUUUAUACUUGCAGUGUAACAUUGUAAGAAAUCUGGGGAGAAAGCAAUGACAUUUGUGAUUAAAAGGAAUCACAAGAGAGAGAUGAUAGCCGCUGUUAUUUCUUUACCUAUUACUACCCGACUUUGAGGCCCCAAAAUUAUUGUAUUUGCCUGUCUUCUGUUACUUUUGCAGCUACUGAUAGCAAUUAUACUGCAUUUCAAGUAGAAAUGCUAUUCGAUUUCAGAAUUCAGCUUAGGAUUCCUUCCAAAACAGCCCCGGCUGGCCAAAGAGAACACUGGAAUGAAUUAUUCUCCUGAGACUAGCACAGUUCUCCACCAGCAGCCCGGAGCUGCCGAGAGAGGAGGUCGCCCCUCGGCCCCCGAUGUGCCUCUGUGCUGGUGUUCUGCCCACGGCGCUCUGGCACAGGUUUGCCUGCUCCUGGAGAGGUUCUACCCAUUUCUCCUGAAAAAUGUUGGCUUCCACUUUUCUGGGGCUUGGGGUUUUUUUCUUUUCUUUUUUUCCCCCAUGAAUGAUCUGAAAAUAGUGAAACAGGAUCGAGAAAAUGCACAAAAGGAAGGUGUGAACACAGCAACUUGCAGUUUUCAGACUGACUGUACACGUUUGUUAAUUUUCAGAAACUGUGUCUUUGGGUAAGUAAGUAACCUUUUCCUUUAGUCUGCAGAAAGAACUGAUUCCUUUUUCCAUCACUGCGCAGGGCCCAUCAGCAUUAACCACUUGAAGUUUCCCUCAAAGCAGUGUCACCAGCAGCACCUCGGAGUCGGGAUAAACCGUGAAGAAAUGGAUCGUACGCAUGUGUCACGGCGAAACGCUUCCCCGAAGACUUCUGGGAAUUCACACGAGACGCUCGAAGCCGUUGCCCAGGGCCAGCCGGGAGAGGGGCGGGAAGGAGGCGCGGGGGCGGCGGGCCCGGCCGCCCUCAGGCGCGGCCUCCCUCAGGCGCGGCCGCCGCCGUCUCCCGGCAACGGCGGAACCGCGGCGCGGGCGGCGCUGCGCGAUCGCCCCCGGGCGGGCUGCGGGGCAGGGCAGGGAGCGGCGGCGGCGCUGAGGGCAGCUGGGCCCGGGCGGUGUCCUCACAAAUCCCUGGGUACGGCCGCGGGGUCGCGGCGGUACCGGGCGGGCGGUGCGUUAGCGGCCGGAGCCCUCGGGCCGUGCCCCGGCUCCCGGUGGGUCUGGCUCCUCGGCGCUUGUCAGUGGGCUGAGGGCCACUGUCUGUAGAUCUCCAAAAAUGGGUAAAAAAGUAAAGAAGGAAGAGUCUCCACCCAAGGAUGUGUUUGAUCCUUUAUUGAUUGAAAGCAAAACACCAGCAACUGUUGUGCUAAUGCUUAGUUCUCCUGAAAAUGAAGUUCUGGCCAAAGCAUGUGAUGCUCUAUAUAAAUAUGCAUCAAAAGGUGAUGAAAACAAAGUGACACUUCUUGGUCUUGGAGCAUUGGAACACCUGUAUAAACUCCUCUCACACGAAGAUCCACUUGUACGCAGAAAUGCCGUCAUGGUAUUUGGCAUCAUGGCUUCUAAUAAUGAUGUCAAGAAGUUACUGAGGGAACUGGAUGUCACAAAUGCACUUAUAUCACAGCUAGCGCCAGAAGAAGAUGUAGUUAUCCAUGAGUUUGCUACUCUUUGUCUAGCACAUAUGGCUGUUGAAUAUACUACUAAAGUAAAAAUAUUCAAGCAAGGUGGGUUAGAACCACUCAUCAGACUGCUAGAUAGCCUUGAUCCUGAUGUUCAGAAGAACUCACUUGAGUGUAUCUAUCUUUUGGUACAGGAUUUUCAAAACCGUGCUGCGGUUCGUGAACUGAAUGUAAUUCCACCCUUGCUGGGACUUCUGGAAUCUGAAUAUCCGGUCAUUCAGCUGUUGGCCCUUCAAACCUUGGGAGUAAUUAGCAAAGACAGAGAAACCAGGAUAUUGCUGGGAGAAAAUAAGGGAUUAGAUUGUCUUCUGAAUAUACUGGAAAACAAUGAGCUCAGUGAUCUACAUAUUGAAACUCUUGCUGUGUUGGGAAAUUGCCUCGAAGAUGUGCAUAUUCUGCAACAGAUUCAGCUGACAGGAGGCCUUGAAAAACUACUUUCAUUUUUAGAAGUCUCUACUGUUCCUGAUAUUCAGAAGAAUGCAGCAAAGGCAAUUACCAAGGCAGCUUAUGACUCUGAAAUACGAAAAAUCUUACAUUGCAAAGAAGUUGAGAAAUUUCUCCUAAGCCUUUUGGAUACUAACAAUGAUGGAGUUAAAGUUGCUGCUUGCCAAGCCAUUUCUGCCAUGUGUGAGAAUAUAGACAGUAAACGUGUCCUUGGACUCCAGGGGAUUCCCCAGCUAUUACAGUUGCUAAGCAGUGAUAAUGAAGAGGUAAAAGAAGCUGUAGUGACAGCAUUAACUAAUUUGACAACAGCCAAUCCUAGAAAUACAAGUGUUGUUGCUCAGGCUGAAGGAAUUGAGCCAUUAAUGAGCACCUUGAAUGCCCAGAGAGAUGGAGCCAUUUCCAAUGCCAUUGCAGUUCUAACAAAUCUGUCCCUGCAAGAGCCAUGCCACAUCCGAAUCCAGAGCCGUGGCAUCAUGAGUGCCCUUGUGGGGCCACUGCGCUCAACCAACAGCCAAGUGCAGAGCAGAGCAGCGCUUGCUGUGGCUGCCUUCGGCUGUGAUGCACAUGCACGGACUGAGUUAAGAAAUGUAGGCGGGCUGGGACCACUCGUUGAAUUGCUGCAUUCUAAGAAUGAAGAAGUCAGAAGAAAUGCCUGUUGGGCUGUUAUGGUCUGUGGAAGUGAUGAACCAACUGCUGUUGAACUGUGCAGGCUAGGUGCUUUGGACAUCCUAGAAGAAAUUAAUCUGUCAACAAGGCGUAGAAAUAAGUUUAGUGAAGCUGCUCUGGAAAAGCUACUUGAUAACAAUCUUCCCCAAAAGUACAGCCGGAUGGGAUAUUUAUCAUCAAGUAAUAUCAUUACUAAUGGAUUCUAUGAUUGUGGUCAGGUAAAACAUGGAGGGAAAUUUUUGUCUUUGGAAGAACUAAGUAAACAAGAGCUUACUGACCGUCGGGAAAUAAUCUUUAUUAAUGCUAAACCCCAAGAAAAUGUUGUAGUAGAAAAGGUACAAGAUGCAUCACCACCUGUUUCAAGAAAAAGCAGCAGAGAAAAACUAAGGAAAGGGAAGGGGAAAAAAGAGGAGGAAAAACCAAAAGAAGUUAUUCAAAUUACACCUGGAGUCCAGGAGGAAAUAAAUCUAGAAAAUUCCCAUUGGCUACCACCACCUGACUUCAUUUUAAUGGAUUACAUUAAUGAUGCUUCCAAAACAAUUCUACCACUAACUACUACCCGGGAACAGGUUGUGGCUCUUGCACAGUUUGUUGCAGACAAGAUGGGUGGUGCUGUUGAAGAAGAGCAACUACAUAACUUCUGCUGGGAACUUGACAUGAGUGCAAUAGAGUUUGAACUGAAAAGCAACAUUGUGCCUAUUGGAAAAAUCAAAAGAGGGACAUUCUAUCACAGAGCUUUACUCUUCAAGGUGAUAGCAGACAGAAUUGGCAUUGGCUGUAGUUUAGUUCGUGGCAAGUAUUACAGAGCUUGGAAUGAAGUUAAAUUGGUUGAAUAUUCUCCCAAAGGGCUUCUGCUUCCUCCUCAAGGGUAUAUUUCCUCUAGCCAUCAGAAUAAAAAAGAAAUCUGGAAACAAAAUGCAGGAUGUGCUGGCAGAAGUGAGAGAAGGGUGAGGACGUGUUUCUUAUCAUUGCUAUGUAGCAGGUAGGAGACUGAUGGGAAGUCAUAUGCUCUCACUGACAGGUAUGAUUUGGUAUAGAAACCCACAUAGAAACUUUGAAAGUCCAGUAAAUUGACGUAAAAUAAGAAUUAAUUUCCUGCUAGCUAUCAUUUUGUAUAGUUUUCUUAUCUUGGAAUUUCAUUAUUUUGUAUUGGAACCAUAACAUUAAAGUAUGAAUUACUGUGUUG
Molecule: messenger RNA, 4047 nt
Organism: Prinia subflava (tawny-flanked prinia)
Lineage: Eukaryota; Metazoa; Chordata; Aves; Passeriformes; Cisticolidae
Gene: ARMC3
Product: armadillo repeat containing 3
Exons: 19
Coding region: 1352-3847 (831 amino acids)
Molecular function (GO): protein binding
Source: RefSeq, a predicted model, not a curated record